AACAAUGGGACUUCCACAGCAAUGGGAUCGGCUUCCUCUUUCAGUGUGUGCCUUUUCUAUGAGCGAGAGACUCCUAGGAAAGCAGCAGCCCAUUAGGAAAACGUGUGGGAACUCACUCGCAGCCUGGACUCUGAAAUGGGCAUGUACAGAGACGAAGAGACCCCAACAUGCUUCAGGCUUUGAGUGGAGAGGACACAGCCUCUGCUGGGACAGGGAACAGAGGGAUGUGGAGUCCCUGAAGAUGCUUUUGGACAAUGGUCUGAGGUUGGGACAGUGGCAGGAGAUACCAUUCACCCAGGAUCUCCAGGACAAGAGAUCAGCCUGGCAGUUACAUGUGUUUUUUUUUCAAACUGGUUGCCAGGUUGGCAUGAACGAUGACAUCAGAGAUUCCGACCUUCCUGAUUGGAGGGACCGGACUCCGUGGUGCCUGGAGAUCAGUUGGACAACAGUAUCUUCUCAGAGCUGUUCUCCACUCCUGACUUCUCCUAGGCUUGAGAAUUGAUAACAUACUCUUCUGGAUCCUAGCAGUGUCCAGAAGAAGGCCAUGGACAGAACGGAGACUAGGUUCCGUAAGAGGGGACAGAUUACGGGAAAGAUCACGACCAGCCGUCAACUGCACCCCCAGAAUGAGCAGAGUCCCCAGCGGAGCACCUCGGGGUACCCCCUCCAGGAGGUGGUGGAUGAUGAAGUGUUGGGACCAUCAGCCCCUGGGGUAGAUCCCAGCCCCCCAUGUAGGUCCCUUGGCUGGAAAAGGAAGAAGGAGUGGUCAGAUGAAUCUGAGGAGGAGCCGGAGAAGGAGCUCGCCCCUGAGCCUGAGGAGACCUGGGUAGUGGAGACGCUGUGUGGGCUUAAGAUGAAGCUGAAGCAACAGCGAGUGUCACCCAUCCUCCCUGAGCACCACAAGGACUUCAACAGUCAGCUUGCCCCUGGGGUAGAUCCCAGCCCCCCGCAUAGGUCCUUUUGCUGGAAAAGGAAGAGGGAGUGGUGGGACGAAUCUGAGGAGUCGUUGGAGGAGGAGCCACGGAAGGUGCUCGCCCCUGAGCCUGAGGAGAUCUGGGUGGCGGAGAUGCUGUGUGGCCUCAAGAUGAAGCUGAAGCGACGGCGAGUGUUGCUCGUGCUCCCUGAGCACCACGAGGCCUUCAACAGGCUGCUUGAGGAUCCUGUCAUUAAAAGAUUCCUGGCCUGGGACAAAGAUCUGAGGGUGUCGGACAAGUAUCUCCUGGCUAUGGUCAUAGUGUAUUUCAGCCGGGCCGGCCUCCCCUCCUGGCAAUACCAACGCAUUCAUUUCUUCCUGGCUCUCUACCUGGCCAAUGACAUGGAGGAGGACGACGAGGACUCCAAACAAAACAUCUUCCACUUCCUGUAUGGGAAGACCCGCUCUCGCAUACCCUUGCUCCGUAAGCGUUGGUUCCAGUUAGGCCGUUCCAUGAACCCGAGGGCCAGGAAGAACCGCUCUCGCAUACCCUUGCUCCGUAAGCGUCGGUUCCAGUUAGGCCGUUCCAUGAACCCGAGGGCCAGGAAGUACCGCUCUCGCAUACCCUUGGUCCGUAAGCGUCGGUUCCAGUUACGCCGUUGCAUGAACCCGAGGGCCAGGAAGAACCGCUCUCAGAUAGUCCUGUUCCAGAAACUUCGGUUCCAGUUCUUCUGUUCCAUGAGCGGCAGGGCUUGGGUUUCCCCGGAGGAGUUGGAGGAGAUCCAGGCUUAUGACCCAGAGCACUGGGUGUGGGCACGAGAUCGCGCUCACCUUUCCUAGAGCUCCAGGGACCGUGGAGGCCUGAGGUCAUCGGCCUGAGAGAAGAACACCGGACCCAGGGGAGAUGUGGAUUUUCAGCAGGAACUUUAUUCCAAUGCUAAUGGCAGACACCAGGAAGGAGAAGAGGAACCAUUUGUGCAGAUCAUCUAGAAGAACCUGGACCAUUCUUGAUGGAGCUGAAUACAGUGAUCACGUGUCCUCCUGGGAGCAGGGGUUGGGGGAGGGGGGUGGGGUCCUUCUAGGAGUCCUUGGAGAAAAGUAAGAAACCAGGAGUGUUUCCAGUUCCACCCUUUCCUGCGGCACCACCACCCUUUUUAUAUUGCUGAAUUCCAACCUCCCUGGGGCGGAACCUGGAGGUGCUGUUUCUUACGGACUUGGUUGCCACAGUCCAGGAGCAUUUGAAGGCACAAUGCAGGGGCUCAGAUUGGCACAGAAUUCUUUUGUGAAAUAUCAGUGCCACAGAUUGUAACAGAUAGCUUCAUGCACACUCUGCAUUUUAUUGGUUUGUUUGGAAAAUGUUGGCCAUUGAAUUAUUCAUAGAUUUAUUUCAAAUAGUUUGGAAAUUGUUGUACUUUUGAAAACAUGCUGUUCCUGUAGUUUUUUGAUGAGAGUUAUAGUUGUUAUAUAUACAUAAAGAUAAUUUUCUUUUCAUUUUUAAGAGACAAUUCUUUUUAUCCUAAAUAUUUUAUUAUCUUUAAAUUUUUUUCUGUAUUAUUAUAUGUGCUCCUGAAGCGAGCACUCUUUUUAUCUAUGAUACUUCCAUAAUAAUCUCUUCUAUUUAUAGCUAUUGGUAGUUCCCCACCAGAAAAAAACAUAAUUCUGGUGAUAGAAAUUUUUAUUUGCUGUUUAGGUUUGUGACUGAAUUGUGAGAAUUCAGUUGUGAUUUUUAACAUGUCUCAGAUAUAUAUACUAACACGUCUAAUAUAUACUAUCUAUUUUAUUGGUUUAUUUUGAAAAACAUGGGUAUAGAAUUAUUUAAAUAUUAUUUUAUUUAUUUAAAUAUUUAUUAAAUAUAUUUAUUUAUUUAAAUAUUAUUAUUACUUUAAAUAUUAUUUUAAAUAUUUUGGAAAUACUGGUAUUUUUGAAUAGAUGCUGUUUCUAUAAAGCUGUGUGAUGGGUAUUAUAACUGUUAUAUACACAUACAUAUAAUUUUGUUUUCCUUUUUAAGAGAGGAUUCUUUUCAUCCUAAAUCUUUUACCUUUCAAUCUUUGUAUCUAUUAUUACACGUGCUGCUGAAGGGAGCAUGUUUUUAUCUAUGAUACUUAGUUAACAUAUAUAUUACAUUUAUAGCUAUGUAGUAGUUCCCCUAAAUUCUUGUAAAAAUAAAUUUUUAUUUGAUAUUUCAUAUAUAUUUGAAAUGUGAGAAUUCAGAUGUAAUUUUUUACCUUGUUUUGGCAUGUUUGUAUAUUACUUUAAAGAGGAUGUGUGUUCUAAAGGAGGACAUGAGCUGUGUGUUUUCAAGAGAACAAUAGAGUGCGUCUCUUGGGGAAACAUAAUAAAAAUGAACUUUUCUCACCUUCACAGCAAUUGUGA
Molecule: messenger RNA, 3286 nt
Organism: Homo sapiens (human)
Lineage: Eukaryota; Metazoa; Chordata; Mammalia; Primates; Hominidae
Gene: SPDYE21
Product: speedy/RINGO cell cycle regulator family member E21
Exons: 9
Coding region: 545-1753 (402 amino acids)
Molecular function (GO): protein kinase binding
Source: RefSeq, marked validated